This is a messenger RNA of Aspergillus terreus NIH2624, 690 nucleotides long. RefSeq lists its product as uncharacterized. Bases 1 to 690 code for a protein of 229 amino acids. The transcript is spliced from 3 exons. The record is from RefSeq and is a predicted model, not a curated record. NCBI's taxonomy places the organism in Eukaryota, Fungi, Ascomycota, Eurotiomycetes, Eurotiales, Aspergillaceae.
AUGCCCACGAAGAAACCCCAAUACAAUCCUCCUUUCAACCAAUUGAAGAUCCUCCCGGAGAAGAUCUGGCCACUCCUGACCCUCGAUCAGAUCUCCGAUCAUGACUUGGCCCCCUAUGGCAUUGUUCGCGAGGAGUUUGACAUCGAGGCACCAGAUACCGUCCUUGGAGACAAGCUCCCAAUACUUUCCACGCCUUUGUCCCAAAGAACUCUGGACAAGCACCCAAUUAACAAGAAGGCCCUGGGUUUCGACCACGGGGACUUCAAAUACACGGAAGAGUUCACUUCUGGAGAGGGGACUUUAGACCAGGAGAAGUUUACGACACGGGCGGAAGAGGCCGCUCGCUACCUCCAGCGCUGGGCAUGGCAUGGCUUCCCAAGGUCCAACGCAUAUCUGGGCGCUGGAAGACCAGGUUGGUCGCUCCAGCGUAUCAUGGAGCAACCCCGGACAGGAGCCAUACUCCCCUACAAAGCGGCAUGUGACCCUUAUGGUCACUCAGGAAUGCUGUGGAAGCCCUGGAUCAAUGCUCCUGCGAGCUUUUUCCAUUGCUCGGAGCAAUGGAGGCAAGAGCAUCCCAGCCCAAGGUCGCCGGGGAGGAGGAGGCAGAGCGGUUUCACUCCGAUCCGAACAUGGUCCAAACGCAACUUCCUCGAUUGUUCCCAAACGAGCAAAGAUUCCCUGUGUUGUUAG